AUGGCGCCAUUACAAGACAUCAACACCCCAGACGAGUGGAGCGCCCACGUCGCUGCCCUCCCCUCUUCUACCCUCCUCGUCAUCUUCUUCCACGCCCCCUGGGCAGCUCCCUGCACACAAAUGCGAGCCGUACUCGAAGCCCUCGCCGAAGACUACCCAAAGGAAGGUACGAGCUGGGUCGCAGUCAACGCCGAAGAAGUUAGUGAUGUCUCCGAGACCUACGACGUUACCGCCGUCCCUUACAUCGUCCUACAACGUAACGACAAAGUCCUCGAGACAAUCAGCGGUAGCAACGCCGCCCUCGUGCGAAAAGCGAUCGAGGGACACGUCCAGAAAACCACUAACGGGGUCAAGACGAACGGUGUAGAAGCAGCCAAGGCAGAAGGAGGAGAUAGCGUCGAUAUCGCGGUUCAAGAGGAGGAACAACUCAACCCCGAGGAAGAGAUUCGCAAGAGACUAGAAGGACUUGUUAAGGCUGCGCCUGUCAUGCUCUUCAUGAAAGGAACACCCAACGCUCCUCAAUGCGGAUUCUCGCGCCAGAUGGUUAAUAUCCUUCGCGAGCGCAGCGUCAAGUACGGCUUCUUUAACAUACUUGCUGAUGACGACGUGCGCCAAGGCCUGAAGAAGUUUGCUGACUGGCCAACAUACCCUCAACUAUGGGUUUCUGGUGAAUUAGUUGGUGGUUUGGAUAUCGUCAAGGAGGAACUUGACAACGACCCCGAAUUUUUCAAGGAGUUUAGUGUACCCGCCAAGGAAGAGGGCGCUGCCGCGGCGUGA
Messenger RNA from Hypoxylon trugodes, 777 nucleotides. RefSeq names its product glutaredoxin. Bases 1 to 777 code for a protein of 258 amino acids. The record is from RefSeq and is a predicted model, not a curated record. Gene Ontology annotation, molecular function: 2 iron, 2 sulfur cluster binding. NCBI's taxonomy places the organism in Eukaryota, Fungi, Ascomycota, Sordariomycetes, Xylariales, Hypoxylaceae. The transcript has 2 exons.